AUAACCCCAGAACCCUUGGCAGUUGGCACCAAUAUUGUACAGCGAGAGAACUCCUUGCGCUCUCUCUCUCCACUCCAAACAAAAAUGGCAAUAGAGAAAAUCAAAGUGGAGGAAGAAGCAUGUAUGAUUCGCUUCUACAAGAUUGUUCUUAGCUGGAAUUACUUUCUCCUUCUCCAACAUUUUCAGAAAUCAGGAAAAAAUAUUAAAAAGGGUCUAAAGGCGGUGAAGGAUACAUUUAAAGAUGUUGAUGACUACCUUUCAACUUUUGAGCCUCUUCUUUUUGAAGAAGUUAAAGCUCAAAUUGUUGCCAGAGAUGAAGAAGGGACUUCGGCACUCAAGCAGACGAUGAGUCUUGUCAAGGAAUGCAGUGAUUCGGAAGGGUUUUAUUUCCCUGCUGUAAUUUUCAAUUCUGAGGAUGUGGAAGUUUAUCAAAAUGAUCUUUUGCUGCUUUCGAAAGAGAAGAUUGAAAAGACAAAACUUCCAGAAACAUAUGCAUUUGCAUUGGUGGAGCAUCGUCAGAAUGAUUCUCUCAGACUCAGGAUGUUUUUACAAGGAGAAAUUAAGGGAACUGAUACACAUCAUACAAAGUCUAGCGCGAGACUUGUAAAUAUGCGUUCAUGUGUUUGUACUGACAAGGCGUUACUAUACAUUUCGAAGGUAUGCAGUUUAUCUACUAUUUUUCGUGAGUUUGUCGCCAUGCGGUCAAUCAGCUCUCUUCCCUUCAGGGAUGUAAUUUUGAGUGCUGCUGACAGUGGCGUGGAUUCAACUAGUCUCGCUUGGGAAAUCCCUAAGAAAUUGAUGGAAUCUAUUGAAAGUAGUCACAACGAGUCUCAACUGAAAGCUAUACGUGCAGGGCUAUCACGGAAACCUUUUGUCUUGAUACAGGGACCUCCGGGGACUGGAAAGACGCAAACUAUCCUUGGGCUUCUUAAUGCUAUUCUGCAUUCUGUUCCAGCAAGAAUGCAUGCUAAGGAUAAACUGCGUGACAUGAAGCGAGGCCCAGAAUUGCCUAUGGAGGAGAAGAGCAAUCAAUGGAGACUAGCUUCUCCUUGGAUAUCCAAAGUCAAUCCGAGAGAUGAGAUUAUGCCGGUUGAUGGCGACGAUGGUUUUUUUCCUACUACUGGAAGCGAUUUGAAACCAGAAGUUGUAAAUUCUAGCCGCAAAUAUCGUGUUCGCGUGCUGGUUUGCGCACCAUCAAAUUCUGCUCUUGAUGAGAUUGUAUUGCGAGUCCUAAAUACAGGCGUUCGUGAUGAAAAUGACCGUGCUUAUAAUCCUAAAAUUGUACGCAUUGGUCUGAAGGCUCAUCAUUCAGUACAGGCAGUUUCGAUGGAUUAUUUGGUAGAGCAAAAGCGAGCUGGCUUGGAGGGCCAUCUGGAUAGGCAGAAGCAAGGAGCUGCAGGAAAUGAUAUAGAUAGCGUCCGUGCAUCAAUUUUGGAUGAAGCUGUGAUUGUUUUCUCUACUCUCAGCUUCAGUGGUUCAACAAUUUUCUCUAAAUUGAAUCGUGGUUUUGACAUUGUUAUUAUAGAUGAAGCUGCUCAAGCAGUGGAACCAGCUACUCUUGUGCCUCUGUCAACUGGAUGUAAGCAAGUGUUUCUGGUCGGUGAUCCUGUUCAAUUGCCAGCUACUGUGAUUUCUCCUAUGGCUGAAAAUCUGGGAUAUGGCAUGAGCUUGUUCAAAAGAUUCCAGAAAGCUGGAUAUCCAGUAAUGAUGCUCAAGACGCAAUAUCGCAUGCAUCCAGAGAUACGGAACUUUCCUUCUCGGGAAUUUUAUGAUGAUUCACUGGAAGACGGUGCUGAUGUUGAAGAGCAGACAAGGCGUGAUUGGCAUGAUUAUCGCUGUUUCCGUCCUUUUUGCUUCUUUGAUAUAAAGGAUGGGACGGAGUCGCAGCCCGUAGGAAGUGGGUCUUGGGUAAAUGAGGACGAGGUUGAGUUUGGACUCCUCAUUUAUCAGAAAUUGGUGGCUAAAUAUCCUGAGCUCAAGUCAAGCUCCAGGCUUGCUAUUAUUUCUCCUUAUAGGGGUCAGGUUAAGCUCUUUCGUGAACGUUUCAAAGAAAUGUUCGGGAUUCCUUCAGAAAAAGUAGUAGACAUAAAUACUGUCGAUGGUUUUCAGGGACGGGAAAAGGAUGUUGCAAUAUUCUCAUGUGUUAGGGCAAGCAAAGAUAAGGGGAUUGGAUUUGUUGCUGAUUUUAGGCGUAUGAAUGUCGGCAUCACCAGAGCUCGUUCAUCCGUCCUGGUUGUGGGCUCUGCGUCAACACUGAAGAGGGACAAGCACUGGGGCAACCUUAUAGAAGCUGCUGAGAAAAUUGAUUCUCUUUUUGAGGUAACCAAGCCUUAUCCAUCUUUCUUUAGUGACGAACACUUGAAAUCCAUGAAAGUGGCGGUUGAGCCUGAUGGUUUUGAUGAAGAAAUGUACGGAGCUGUAUAUGGUGAUGGUGACAACCCUGCCCAAGGAAUGGACGAAACUGAUUAUGGAGAUGGAGGUUUUGGUGACGGGGGUGGUGAUGAUUAGGAUUAGUAGGCAGAACCCAGAUUGAACUACAGUGAGCAGCAUAGUAGAUGAUCUUCAUUUCUCAGGCAAACUGAAAAACCUGUCAAGGUUGCACUUUGCAGGUUGAACAUGACUGUAGAAAUCAAAUGAAGGGAACUAUGGCUUAUUGUAGACUGAUAUUGUCAUCAUCUCCCAAAUUUGGUUCCGAUUUUGAAAGUUCGUGCAAUAGGGAAGAUAAGGGUUGGACUCAAUGAUCGGUCUUCUGAACUACGAGUCUUCGACAGCAAAUUCUAUACAAUUUUGAAGAUUGGUUCGUCAUUUAUUUAUAUUUAUUAUCGACUUCAUAAAUUACGGUGUAUGGUUGAAGCUGUAAAUUUAUAGAAAUACUACGUACAGGUAGAAAUAGAGGGAUCAGAGAACCUUGUAAUGGAUAUAUGUAGUCAACCCUUUUGUUUUUUGUUUUUUAAACUAGGAAAUCCUUGCUAAUAAUUCUUGCUAAUAAUAGAA
This is a messenger RNA of Spinacia oleracea (spinach), 2994 nucleotides long. RefSeq names its product probable helicase MAGATAMA 3. The transcript has 20 exons. The coding region runs from base 85 to 2508 and encodes 807 amino acids. Gene Ontology annotation, molecular function: helicase activity. The record is from RefSeq and is a predicted model, not a curated record. Lineage: Eukaryota; Viridiplantae; Streptophyta; Magnoliopsida; Caryophyllales; Amaranthaceae.